Messenger RNA from Drosophila santomea, 749 nucleotides. It is a transcript of the gene Ubc87F, whose product is annotated as probable ubiquitin-conjugating enzyme E2 7. The coding region runs from base 163 to 669 and encodes 168 amino acids. Gene Ontology annotation, molecular function: ubiquitin conjugating enzyme activity. The record is from RefSeq and is a predicted model, not a curated record. The transcript has 2 exons. NCBI's taxonomy places the organism in Eukaryota, Metazoa, Arthropoda, Insecta, Diptera, Drosophilidae. Gene Ontology annotation, biological process: protein polyubiquitination; proteasome-mediated ubiquitin-dependent protein catabolic process.
UUGACUAGUAAAAGUGACUAGUGAUCCUGAUUUUAGAUCGGAGUAGUCGCCGCAUGAGUUUUCUUUCGGCCAGCUGGCAAGUCGCAUUGAGCGUAGUUCAGCCUCCGUAGAAGUAAACCAGAAAGUGACUCGACAUAAUUGAACAAAAUUCCAUCCAGUGACAUGUCCGAACUGCAAGCAUCGCUACUGCUCAAACGCCAGCUUUCCGAGCUGCAGAGCCAUCCCGUCGAGGGCUUCUCCGCCGGUCUGGUAUGCGACUCGGACAUCUUCAAGUGGGAGGUGGUGAUCAUCGGUCCCCCGGACACGCUUUACGAGGGCGGCUUCUUUAAGGCGCACCUGAUCUUCCCAAAGGAGUACCCACUGCGCCCGCCCAAGAUGAAGUUCAUCACCGAAAUAUGGCAUCCCAAUAUCGACAAGGCCGGCGACGUUUGCAUCUCGAUCCUCCACGAACCGGGUGACGAUAAGUGGGGCUACGAGAAGGCCGAGGAGCGCUGGCUACCGGUGCACACCGUGGAGACGAUCCUCCUUUCCGUGAUCUCAAUGCUCACAGAUCCCAAUGAUGAAUCGGCCGCUAAUGUGGAUGCGGCCAAGGAGUACCGUGAGAAUUACGCGGAGUUCAAGCGCAAGGUAACCAGGUGCGUCCGCCGGAGUCAAGAGGAGGUGGAAUAGCCCGGAAUCUGGGCAGUGACAUGAUGAUCAGGAACGGCCCACAUGCUAAUCACGUGAAUAAAGAGAGCAACUAGUGGAAA